GAUGGGUACGCUCUAUGGGCUAGUCGAUAGCUGUCGUCGCGUACGCAAUAAGUUGCGGCGUUGCUAAUCGCCGUGGUAUUAAGUUCCUAAGUCCCGAUUUUUUGUCGGUGACGACGUCUCUACUACGAUUACACGAGGGAGGCGUUAUAUAUACCAUGCGUGAGAGGUGAGAGCUUAUGCUACACAACACACACACAAACUUCUUCACUAUGAUCGCUCUCGUUAGAACUUUCCUCGUCCUCGGCGCGUGGUCUUCCAUAUGCGUAGCUAACCCAAUGACAGGGUCUCCGCACGCGACUAGGGCAUUACAAAAUAUCGGAAUAGACCCGCAGAGCAUGGCCAUGGGCAGUGGGAUCAGUGUCCCAAAGAUCGCCUUUCUCUACUCAAGCAAUAGCGGCAAAUUUGUACGAAUUCACAGCGCGCAUGCGGAUGGAGCAGGGAACAGGCAAGAAAACAAAGCCAAACUGAUCAUAGAGUCUACAGCAUUUGGCGGUCAAGUGCGCGUCAGAUCCUUUCACGAUAAUAAAUACCUGUGUAUAACAAGACAUGGGGAUAUUAGCAUUGAGGAAUCGGUACUAGGGAGAUCCCUCGACCGAUGUGCGUUUAUCCAGAAGCAACAGAAAGGGUUUACCGUCUUUAUCUCCAAAAUCCACAAAACAUGGGCUCUUGGAGUUCGAAACGAUGGAAGGAUAAAGCCGGCGAGGAAAACAACAUCAACUCAAAGAGCAGCACAUUUUCUCGAGUUAUAGAUGACCGCGAUUUCUAGAGUUAUAGGAUGACCGUGAUUUCUAGGGUUAUAGGAUGACCGCAAUUUCUCGAAUUAUAGGAUGACUGCAAUUUCUCGAAUUAUAGGAUGACCGCGAUUUCUAGAGUUAUAGGAUGACCGCGAUUUCUCGAGUUAUAGGAUGACCGCGAUUUCGCGAGUUAUAAGAUGACUGCAAUUACUCGAGUUAUACGAUGACCGCAAUUUCUCGUUUUAGAAUGACCGCAAGUUAUCGUGUUAUAGGAUCAUUAUGAGAGUAACAUACUAUGAUAAAAUAUUUAUUGCUUAAAAAAUAUUUUAUAUGUUAUAUGCUGACAAAUUCUAUGUAGACCUAUCUUAAAGUUAUUUAUUAUUUCAUCUUUAAAAGAAAAAGAUUGUAAAUAUUUAUUUAAAGAUUUUAGAAGUAUGUAUAUUUUGGAUAAUUUUUAUACAAAAGAACUAUUUAUUAUCAUUAUAAGUUAUAUAAAUUAUUUGUGAAUAAAAAAAAUGAAAGCCUAAAAAAA
Molecule: messenger RNA, 1266 nt
Organism: Nematostella vectensis (starlet sea anemone)
Lineage: Eukaryota; Metazoa; Cnidaria; Anthozoa; Actiniaria; Edwardsiidae
Product: fibroblast growth factor 17
Exons: 5
Coding region: 177-749 (190 amino acids)
Biological process (GO): regulation of cell migration; positive regulation of protein phosphorylation; animal organ morphogenesis
Cellular component (GO): cytoplasm
Molecular function (GO): type 2 fibroblast growth factor receptor binding; growth factor activity; type 1 fibroblast growth factor receptor binding
Source: RefSeq, a predicted model, not a curated record